CUUCAUUACAAAUUAUACGAUCUUUGAUCAUGUAUUCAUGAUCGUUGAGGGGGCACUUCAUUUGUAAAUAAAAAUUGAUUGGAGCAAAAUCAGUGUGUCGGUUUUGUAGAGUACUGCACGGGUGACGAGGAUCCGCAAGUCAAUAAACGAAGUCGAAGUCGGAAAAGGAGACGCGGACGCAAAAGAGCAAUGCCGGCCAAGCGAAAACGAUCGGAAAAGCAAGCCAGCAAGCAGGAUAAGAAAGGAAACAAGAAGGUGAAGGGGCCUCUGGAGUUUGUCGGAGGCAACCAGUCAAGUGAUUCGGGCCAAACAAAACUGGACGAUAUUUUCGGCCCGGCCAAAGACAAGGCCAAAGGCAUGAAAGGGAAAGGCACAGGUAGGGAAAAAGCUGACAGAGGUGACACGAAGGGGCAGGAUGCAGCAGGGCCAGCUCCGAGUCCAACUUCAACACUGACAAGAAAUCACGGAAGGGCGAACAUUCCAGAGGCGGGACCGGCUGAAAACGGGGACCAGCACGACUCUGUAGAUGGAUCCAGCGCUAAUAAUAAACUGUCGUCGGGAAAGGGAACCACGCCCAAAUCGCAGAAAGGACAGAAACAAGGCGCUGCAACUUCAACGUCUUCGAAGAUGAAAGCUACAGAUCCGGCCUCCCUCCCAGGAACAAGUGGUGGCCUCGUGGUCCGUGAUGGGUCAAAAAAGGAGGGAAGAAAUCGCAGCGACGAUCGGGGAAAGAGUGAUCAUGCAAUCAGCGAUUCGGAGAGCGACACAUCAACGGAUACGCAGCCGGUAACGCCGAGAAAAACCUGGUUGGGAUCAGUAUUUAGUUCGCCGAAAAGGCAGCAACCCCGCACAACGUCGCCAUCUGCAUGGAGUGCACGGGACACAGAGGCCUACCGCAACCGCUAUCCGAACAAGAGGGACAACAAGAGCCUGAAUGACAACUGGAAGUUCUACAACAACGAGAUUGAGUCUAAGCCCAGAGGUGCCUAUAUUGAUACAAUGCACAAGCAUUGGUACAUGGAUUAUAGCCUACUAGAGGAACACCAUGGAUACAUUCAGUGGUUGUUUCCCAUCCGAGAGAUGGGAAUGAACUGGCAGGCCCAGGAGCUUCAGUUGCAUGAGGCAGAGAGGAUAUGUAAGGAUCCGAAGUGCAGGGAUCGCGUCGUCAAAUCCUACGAGUUGAUGCUUCAUUUCUGGGGCAUGCAUCUCAAAGACAGAGGAACGGGGGAGAUCGUACGAGGGGACAACUGGAAGGAGAGGUUCCGUAAUCUCAACAGGUCGUCCCACAACUACCUCCGGAUCACCCGGAUUCUCAAGUCGUUGGGAGAGCUCGGCCAUGAACAUCUGAAGCUUCCCUUCCUGAAGUUUGUUCUCCACGAGGCGAUCGUGGAGCGGACGCUAGCCAACGCCGAGAGGAGUUGCCUACACUACUGGAUACACACGCUGAGAGAUGACAAGCAACGAAAGUGGAUACAGACUUACGCAGAUAACCUGCUCGCAGAAAGCAAGCAUUGAAUUGAGAUACAUAGAUAGAAUCAUCGUAUACCUAUUAGCAUUUGUACUACAUUGUAUUACAUUGUGUUUAUUCACUGAUACAUCCAUAUAAAACCACAGAGUGUGUGAGCGGUUUUGGGCGCUACAGUGAGUAACAGGCAAGGCGGUUUUGGGAAGUACAGGGAGUAACAGGCAGAGAGAUUUUGGGCAGUAAAGGGAAUAACAGGCAGGGCAGUUUGGGGCAGUACAGGGAGUUACAGGCAGGGUGGUUUGGGGC
Molecule: messenger RNA, 1771 nt
Organism: Patiria miniata (bat star)
Lineage: Eukaryota; Metazoa; Echinodermata; Asteroidea; Valvatida; Asterinidae
Product: opioid growth factor receptor-like
Exons: 8
Coding region: 190-1515 (441 amino acids)
Cellular component (GO): membrane
Molecular function (GO): opioid growth factor receptor activity
Source: RefSeq, a predicted model, not a curated record